This is a messenger RNA of Oryza sativa Japonica Group (Japanese rice), 1656 nucleotides long. RefSeq names its product probable serine/threonine-protein kinase PBL19. The record is from RefSeq and is a predicted model, not a curated record. NCBI's taxonomy places the organism in Eukaryota, Viridiplantae, Streptophyta, Magnoliopsida, Poales, Poaceae. Gene Ontology annotation, biological process: protein phosphorylation. Gene Ontology annotation, molecular function: ATP binding; protein kinase activity.
CCGCACGUACGCGCCCUCUUCCCCUCUCCUCUCUCUCGCCUGCCGAAAUAAAUCUUGGCGAGCUUUCUGAUUCUCCCUUUGCUAUUGCUACCUUCCGCGGUUCACAGUUCACACUGCCUCUGCCUCCUCUUCUUCGCCUACAAAAGGAUUUUGGACCGCACACGGUUCGCGUGCGUGCGUGCGUGCUUGCUUGCUGCAAGAAAUGAGCUGCUUGGGUUGGUUCAAGAAGCGGAGGUCGUCCAAGAGCAAGGAAUCGUCGGGGAGGCGGGGCUCGACGACGACGACGGUGUCGGCGGUGAGCACGAGCAGGUCGGACGACUCCGGGGCGGUGAGGCCGGCGAGCAAGUCGACGGGGUCGACGUCGUCGCACCGGAGCAUCUCGUCGCUGUACGAGGAGCGCGGCCACGGCCAGCUCCGGGACUUCGACUACGACGAGCUCCAGGCCGCCACCAACGGCUUCAGCCGCGCCCAGAAGCUCGGCGAGGGCGGCUUCGGCAGCGUCUACAAGGGCUUCGUCCGCUCCUCCCCCGCCGACGGCAAGGCCGCCGAUCGCCUCGCCGUCGCCGUCAAGUGCCUGAACCAGCGGGGUCUCCAGGGACAUAAGCAGUGGUUGGCGGAAGUACAGUUCCUUGGGGUUCUUGAGCACCCAAACCUUGUAAAGCUUCUUGGAUAUUGUGCCGUUGAUGGUGAAAGGGGGCCACAAAGAUUAUUGGUGUAUGAGUAUAUGCCUAAUAAGAGCCUGGAAGAUCACUUAUUCGUCCGAGCUUAUCCUCCUCUCUCAUGGAAUAGAAGGCUUCAAAUAAUCUUGGGUGCUGCAGAAGGAUUAGCUUACCUGCAUGAAGGGCAAGUUCAGGUAAUCUACCGGGACUUCAAAGCAUCUAACAUUUUGUUGGACAAAGACUUCAGAGCAAAGCUGUCGGACUUCGGGCUAGCAAGGGAGGGACCAACAGGAGCAAACACUCACGUCUCAACAGCGGUGGUUGGGACGCACGGGUACGCGGCGCCGGACUACAUAGAGACGGGGCACCUGACGGUGAAGAGCGACGUGUGGAGCUUCGGGGUGGUGCUGUACGAGAUCCUGACGGGGCGGCGGACGCUGGACCGCCACCGGCCGCAGGGGGAGCAGAAGCUGCUGGAGUGGGUCGCCCAGUUCGCCCCCGACAGCCGCAACUUCCGCAUGAUCAUGGAUCCCAGGCUCCGCGGCGAGUACUCCGUCAAGGCCGCCCGCGACAUCGCCAAGCUCGCCGAGUCCUGCCUCCUCAAGAACGCCAAGGAGCGCCCCACCAUGUCCGAGGUCGUCGACGUCCUCCGCCGCGCCGUCCAGUCGCAGCCCGACCCUCCUCCUCCCCCCGCCGCCGCCGCCGCCGCCUCCGGCAAGGGGAAGAGGGUCGACGUCGCGCCGCAGCCGGCGAGGAGGAGGUGAGGUUGCACUCUGCUGCUAUCAUCGAUCACGGCAUGAAUGAAGAAAGAAAAGUACAGAAAGAGAGACACAGAGACGAGUUGGUGGAUUCUUGGCGUUUUUGUUUUUUGUUUUCCUUUCUAUUUUUUAGGCUUAUUUAGGAUGAGGAUAGUAGUAUGAGAAUACAUUUGAUUUGAUUGGUAGAUAACUACUCCCUCCGUCCCAUAAUAUAAGGGAUUUUGAGUUUUUACUUGCAA